CCCAUCCAUCCAUUCGCGCAGCCGUCAACGCGCAUUACACUCAUCGCAACACCGCGCAUACAAGCCAAGCCUAGAUCGCAGGAGUGAUUGGAUCGUCAGACGAGCAAGCAAACAAGAUGGCCGCUGCGCCUCGAACCAUCUACGACAAGUGCUUCGACGCUCACGUAGCUCACAAGACGGAGGAUGGCACAGUCAUCCUCUACAUCGACCGCCACCUGGUGCACGAGGUGACCUCUCCUCAAGCGUUCGAGGGCUUGAGGAAUGCCGGUCGAAAAGUUCGUCGACCAGACUGCACCUUGGCCACCGUCGAUCACAACAUUCCCACCGUCUCGCGCAAGUCGUACAAGGACAGCAAGACGUUCGUCGAGGAAGCCGACUCUCGCACCCAAGUAGUAACGCUCGAGGACAAUGUCAAGGAGUUUGGUCUCACCUUUUUCGGUCUCUCAGACGCCAGGCAAGGCAUCGUGCACAUCAUCGGUCCAGAGCAAGGCUUCACCCUGCCUGGUGCCACCAUUGUGUGCGGAGAUUCUCACACUUCCACACACGGUGCCUUUGGCGCCCUUGCUUUCGGCAUCGGAACAUCCGAGGUGGAACAUGUGCUCGCUACGCAAACCAUCCUGCAGAAAAAGGCAAAGAACAUGCGCGUUCAGGUCGAGGGCCAGCUGGGUCCAGGCGUCAACUCCAAGGACAUUAUCCUACACGUCAUCGGCAUCAUUGGCACUGCAGGUGGUACGGGUGCUGUCAUCGAAUUCUGCGGCUCCACCAUCCGCAGCCUGAGCAUGGAGGCACGCAUGUCCAUCUGCAACAUGUCCAUCGAGGCAGGCGCCAGAGCGGGCAUCAUCGCCCCCGACGACACCACGUACGAGUACAUCAAAGGUAGACCCUUGGCUCCAAAGCAAGGUCCAGAGUGGGAUGCCGCUGUGGCUUACUGGAGGUCGCUGCCAUCCGAUGAGGGCGCUCACUACGACAUUGACGUGCAGGUCAAAGCAGCGGAUAUCCCCCCUACCGUCACUUGGGGAACCAGCCCUCAAGAUGUGGCUCCCAUCACUGGCAGCGUACCGGAUCCCAAAAAUGCCAAAAAUGAGACUCAAGCUAAAGCCUGGACUCGUGCUCUCGAAUACAUGGGUCUCGAAGCAAACACUCCGCUGGACAAGAUCAAGAUCGACAAGGUAUUCAUCGGCUCUUGCACCAAUUCUCGCAUCGAGGAUCUUCGACAAGCGGCUUCCAUUCUGCACGGCAAGAAAGUGGCCGAUGGACUGUACUGCAUGCUGGUGCCCGGCUCAGGGUUGGUCAAGAAGCAAGCUGAAGCAGAAGGCCUAGACAAGAUCUUCCAAGCGGCAGGCUUCGAUUGGAGAGAAGCUGGCUGCUCGAUGUGUCUCGGCAUGAACCCCGAUCAGCUGCAGCCCGGGGAGAGGUGCGCCUCCACUUCCAACCGCAAUUUCGAAGGCAGGCAGGGCGCUGGUGGAAGGACGCACCUGAUGAGUCCUGCGAUGGCUGCUGCGGCUGCCAUCACCGGCUACCUCACAGACGUUCGAAAGCUCACAAAUGGCACGCGCGUCGGAGAGGAUGCCUCUAAGCCGGAAUACAAUGUUCAGAUAACAGAUGCAAAGAGCUACUUGACCGACAAGCCCCUUCCUCCACCUGCUCCCCUCAAGAGGGUGCCCGCCGAUACGGAUGAGGAUGCCAUCAGAGAUGUGCCCGCCUCCCAGACUGCUACCGCAGGUGGCGGAAUGCAAAAGUUUACAGUCGUCAAGGGUAUUGCUGCCCCCAUCGACCGCGCGAAUGUGGACACUGACCUGAUCAUUCCCAAGCAGUUCCUAAAGACGAUCAAGCGCUCGGGUUUGGGCUCCGCCUUUUUCUGGCCCGCCAGGUACGACGUCAAGACGGGCGAACCUUUGGCCGACUUUGUGCUCAAUCAAGCACCUUUCAACAAAGCGCAGAUUCUGGUGGCGUGGGAGAAUUGGGGUUGCGGAUCAUCGAGAGAACACGCUGCGUGGGCCAUGCUCGACUUUGGUAUCCGGGCCGUCAUCGCGCCAAGCGUCGCCGAUAUCCACAAGACCAACCUGGCCAAAAACGGUAUCGUGGCGGCGAUCCUGAAGCCCGAAGAGGUCAAGGAGGUGAUGGAAGCAGCAAAAGCGAAGCAAGAGGUGAUUGUGGACCUUGAACAGAACCAGGUGAUUCUUCCUGAAUCUUCCAACAAGGCUUUCGAGUUCCACGUCGACUCCUUCACGAGGCACUGCCUGCUUAAUGGACUGGACGACAUUGAUUUGACCAUGGAGAAAGAGAACUUUAUCAAGAGCUUUGAGCAGGAAAGGACCAAGGACACGCCGUGGCUCGAUGGAUUCGGAUACGAAGCUACGGGAGCUGCGACAAAGCUUCAACCCGUUGUCGAUGCUGCCAAGAGCGCCGCCAAGAAGGUGACUGGCACCGAUUGGUAGAGGAAUGUCGGUCGACUCUUCGUUCGCCUGACUCUUGCAUUGCGAAAUUAAGGUCCUUGGCCUCUUUUUCCCCCCUCUAAAAGAAAGAUUCGCCCUCUGACUGCGAAUGUCAUCCGUCAUCUAC
Ceraceosorus guamensis is the source of this 2562-nucleotide messenger RNA. Its product is annotated as alpha-isopropylmalate isomerase. Gene Ontology annotation, cellular component: 3-isopropylmalate dehydratase complex. Gene Ontology annotation, biological process: L-leucine biosynthetic process. Lineage: Eukaryota; Fungi; Basidiomycota; Exobasidiomycetes; Ceraceosorales; Ceraceosoraceae. The record is from RefSeq and is a predicted model, not a curated record. Gene Ontology annotation, molecular function: 4 iron, 4 sulfur cluster binding; 3-isopropylmalate dehydratase activity. The transcript has 5 exons. The coding region runs from base 117 to 2438 and encodes 773 amino acids.